AUGACUGACGAGAGUAAAUCCGUGGUGUCCGCUAGCGGCAACGCCCAAGUGGUGACUGUCCAGAGUGACUCCUCUACUGCCAUUCCGUUUGGGAUUAAAUUGAAUGGCUCGAACUACACUAUUUGGUCUCAGAUGAUGGAGUUGCAUGCUACCGGUCAAGAAAAAAUUGGUUACUUGACAGGCGAUACUCCUCAGCCCGCUAAAUCCGAUCUCAGUUUCCCAAAGUGGCAGAAGGAGGAUGCCAUCGUCAAGGGUUGGUUGGUGAAAACGAUGGAGCCCGACCUCUUUGGCUUGUUUCUUGGUCUUCCUACUGCUGCCGCUGUUUGGAAUGGUGUCACCCAGAUGUAUUACGAUGGCGCUGAUGAGUCUUAA
Messenger RNA from Rhododendron vialii, 372 nucleotides. RefSeq lists its product as uncharacterized. The transcript has a single exon. Lineage: Eukaryota; Viridiplantae; Streptophyta; Magnoliopsida; Ericales; Ericaceae. The coding region runs from base 1 to 372 and encodes 123 amino acids. The record is from RefSeq and is a predicted model, not a curated record.